AUGGACGGGUCGCGGGACUGUUGGCCUGGAGGCGACGGCACGCUCUCGGGCGUGCUGCUGCGACCUCCCACCGCGUCGGCGCAGCGCCUGUCGCCCUCGGCGGGACGGUCGCCUUUCCCGCCGUUCCACCUCCCGGAUGGCCGUGUGCGAGUCCCGAUUAGCUUGCCCCCGAACCCAGACUUUAUGCCGGUCCAGAUGGACGAGUUGGACGUCGACGACGAGCUGGCCAAGUCCGGCGCGACGCUCGAGUUCACGCUCGCGGCGCUGCACAACUCGGCGCACACGCUCGUGCAGGCGAGUCAGGCGACGGGCGGGCAGCACAACGCGCCGUUCUCGACGCCUGCGUCGCCCUAUCCUCUCGUGCGCUGCACUCGUCCACCGGCACCCUUUCCCCUCCCGACGCACCUCCUCGAGCUCCAGUUCGAGGACACGGACGAGCGGUACCGCACGCCCGUGCACGGGCUCCUGUGGGCGCUCCAGUCGCCCCUCCUCCCCCAACUUUGCCGGCGCUUCGUCCUCGAGCCGUCUUCGGCCCACAACGACGGCGACGCAGCGCUCAACAGUCACCCGCAGCCGCCAGUCGCAGGCGCCGCACCCGAGGGCCACGAGCUCCUCCUCCCGCUCGUCACGUUCGCCAUCCCCUGCCGCGCCGCCUGGCCCCUCCUGCACCGGUUCCUCCACGACGGCAGCGCCGCCUCGCUCCUCAACGCCCUCCUCGCCCCUCCCGACACGCUCCCGACCCGCCCUUUCGACCCUCGCGCGCCGCGCCCCGACUCGGCGCAACCCGUCCUCGACUCGCUCCUCGUGCGCCUCAUGCGCGUGCGCGAGGUGUGGCUCGACGCGCACGCGCUCGAGCUCAGCGACCGCCACCUGUGGGACACGCUCGAGCGCGCCUACACGACGCUCGUCGCCGAGCUGAGGGACGCGGCCGCCGGCCUGCCCGAUUGCGCCGUCCCGCCCCUCGUCGACGACGACGACGGGUCGCGCAGCUAGCGCUCGGCCCUCUCCCUCGUCCUCCUCCUCCUUUGUCGUCGCACCCCCUCGCCGUCUUUGUCCUCGUGCCCCCUCGCAGUUGUACCCCCUCCGCACUUGCAUCUUUGCCUCUUCGUCCAUGUCG
Molecule: messenger RNA, 1117 nt
Organism: Rhodotorula graminis WP1
Lineage: Eukaryota; Fungi; Basidiomycota; Microbotryomycetes; Sporidiobolales; Sporidiobolaceae
Exons: 2
Coding region: 1-993 (330 amino acids)
Source: RefSeq, a predicted model, not a curated record